This is a messenger RNA of Mytilus trossulus (common blue mussel), 1475 nucleotides long. RefSeq lists its product as uncharacterized. The coding region runs from base 324 to 1133 and encodes 269 amino acids. NCBI's taxonomy places the organism in Eukaryota, Metazoa, Mollusca, Bivalvia, Mytilida, Mytilidae. The record is from RefSeq and is a predicted model, not a curated record. The transcript is spliced from 5 exons.
AUAAGUAUUUAAUACAAAUGGACUUCAAAUGGGUUUAUUGAUGUAAUUUAUUUAAUAACUGUUAUGAAAGACAAAGAGAGAAAUUGAUAUAACCUAAGUGGAUACCCCGGACUUUUUUUUACAAACUCUUCAUCAUUUCAACGUUGCUAGCUAUAAGAGUUCAGUUCGAUACGAUCAACCAAUCAAAGACUUAUCUGAGAUAGUUUUAAAGUUUUUACUGUUGCAGCUUUGAUUAAAAUUAAUCAAAUUAAGUUACAUGUACUACACAAAAGUCAAAAUGAUAAAAGACGAUCAAUAAUCAGUCAAAAUAACCGAAGAACAAAAUGUAUUUUGUUGGAAUUGCAUUGUUUUUGUCACAAAUAGUAUGCUGCAGCUGUAAUAUGAUAUCCCUGACAGCCACGCCAUUGAUUAACGUAUUUACCUCACAUCCGGGCUAUGAUGGGCAUGUGCGAUAUCCUGACGGGAACUAUACUCAAGAUUGGUACUUAACAACGAACUGGAUCAACCACACAAUAAAAAUACAUUUUGCUACUUGCUUCAUAGAAAAUUCUAAAGGAGUCUGUUUGUUUGAUUACCUUUACGUGUAUGAUGGGGCCAACUCCAGCAGUCCUGAAUUGCUGAAAACCUGUUGUGGAAAAACACAUAGUGCAACAUUAGAAAGCUCUACUGGAGAGAUGUAUAUCUUCUUUGAGACAGAUAAUACGGUCGGAGAUACAGGUUUUGAGAUCGAAUACUGGUCCAAUGGUAUCACAACAACAACUACGACAACAACGGUAGCUCCUACUACAGAUAACAGUCGUUACAUCAUCAUAGCCUGCGUGGUCACAGGCCUGUUAGUGAUAAUUGUAGCUGUCUUCAUAGUCGUUAUGGUCAUGAAGAAAAAUAAAGCAGCUACAUAUCCUCGACCAUUCUUAGUUGAUGACGGAAACCCUAUACAGCCAGACUCAAGGAAUACCAAAUUUAAAAAUGGUCAGAAAAAGAUGGCAUUUCCUGCUCCACCACCUACUCCACCGCUGCAUACGAUUAUGCCACAAACAGAAACCAAUUUAUUUGAUUUAGAACUUCCUGAAAAGGGACGUGCUAAUCGUUUACCCCCAUUGUAUAGUUCAAUCGCCACAUCAAACACAAAUUGAGAUUAUCUUGAGAUUCAUAUAAUUUUUUCCAGAAAUUUAUUAUGAAUGCAUCUCGUCAAAAGUUAAUCUGUUCCCUACUUACCACAUACGUUUUUCGAUUAUUAAACGUAACAACAGUUUAAGAAUUUCUGUGAAAACAACUGAAUUCAAUUGUUUGCUUGUUCUUAAAAUGUAGGCUCGGAAUUCGAGUUAGCUAAUAUUAAAAAUUGUUUUUGAUAUAUAUAUAUAUAUAUAAGUACGUCUGAGUCAGUGACAACCCUACAACAGAUGUAUCCAUCGGAUCGCCAUCAAUGAUGGUGAUACAUGACUGUGUACAUAAUGUAUAUACAACUCGUCUAAACA